AUGGCUUCAACCAAGACUCUUCUGACUCUCGCCUUCUUGGCAACAGCCCAACUUGUUGCGGGCCAUGGCGCCAUCAUCGCAGCCGUUGGCGACGCUGGAGGUACCGGCAUGGGCCUCGGUGUCGACACCAGCACCCCCCGUGAUGGCACUCGUCGCAGGCCGUUUCAGCAGGACUCGACCCGCUUCCGGGGCGACGCAGCCGAUACCGUGGGCGAAACCAUCGGCGCCGGCGACAACCAACUCGAGGCCGGCACCACGGCCAUCAUGGCCGAGACGGGCGACUCGCUGCCGCAGGUCACGGCCGGCGGCGAGCUGCAGAUGACGCUGCACCAGGUGAACGGCGACGGCGCGGGCCCCUACACUUGCAUGAUCAACGCCGAUGGCACGGCGCAGACUUGGACCAAUAUCCAGGUCACCCAGAACGUCCCAGGCCGCAAUUCUCGCAACCGCGAUGGCUCGGCAACGGACUUCCCCCUCGUCGCCUCCAUCCCCGCCACCCAGACCUGCACCGGAACAGUCGCGGGCCAGGAAGACGUCUGCCUGGUGCGCUGCCAGAACUCGGCGCGCGCGGGCCCCUUUGGCGGCGUCGUGCCUGUGCAGAUGGUGAACGACAACGCUGGCGCUGGAGCCGGAAACGGGGCCGCCGGGAAUGGAACCGCUGACGCCGGCACCGGCGCCGGCACCGGUGCUGGUGGAGACGCAGCCGCCAACGCGUCGACCCGGGCCAAGAACGCGCGGCGCGCGCUGGCGAGGCGCGUCCGCGAGUCCGAGGCCAAGCUCGCCCGCCUGCGGAACCGGGCCGUCGCGCUGGCUGAGGACCUCGGCGAUCCGGAUGUCCUGGCUGAGGUGCUUGAGGACUGCGAGUGA
Chaetomium globosum CBS 148.51 is the source of this 867-nucleotide messenger RNA. RefSeq lists its product as uncharacterized. The coding region runs from base 1 to 867 and encodes 288 amino acids. The transcript has 3 exons. Lineage: Eukaryota; Fungi; Ascomycota; Sordariomycetes; Sordariales; Chaetomiaceae. The record is from RefSeq and is a predicted model, not a curated record.